AUGACUCAAAGUCCGAAAUGUGGUCCUCCACCGGUGGUUUCCAAUGCUGUUUUAAAAGAAGUAGUGCAUGAUAGCGGGGAUGUUUAUACAGCUUACUAUACCUGUAAUACUGGUUUUUAUUUCCCUCUGGUAAAUACUUCAACAUGCUAUGGUUCGAAAUGGUCAUCGGGUGUCCAUAGUAAAGCCUUAGAAUCCUGUUCUGAUCUCAAACAAUGUAAUCUAGCGUAUAAGGACGGGGAAUAUUGGUUAUAUCCCGGCGUAUAUGGCAAUACGAAGACUAAAAUAUACUGUUAUGGAAUGAGUGGCGGGGCCCCUAUGGAAUACGUUACGUUAGUGAAAAGUAAUGUAAUGGAAUUCCCACUCGGAACGUAUAUUAAGAGUUCGGGAUGCAAGGUAAAGACUGCAGGAUCCACUAAGCAGGGGAAAGUCCAGUUUCAUAAAGUUAGAGUUCUACCCGAGAGCAUGAGGAUUCAAAAUGCUGAUAGGAGAUUUGCAACUCAAGUAUAUGGUCAGUUAGAGCUGAAAUAUGGUUAUGCUGGUGCCUGUUCGGUAUAUGAUACAUCAAUAUGCCCACAAAGAGGAACGGCAAGAAUAGAUGUCACGUCGACGGGGCUUAUCUUUGGAGCAUCGAACGAAUGGUUGGGAAAAGGAUGGCAUGAAAGGUUUGCUGUUGUUUCGAGGACAGAUCAUAAGAUUGCUGUAACAGGUGAUGGCGGAUGUGGCGGUGCGGAACCAAAAGAACCAAUCAAGCUAGAGCUAGAUCCAUAUUACAGUGAGAUAUUUAAAAAUCUUUUGGAAAUCUGCAGUAGCGUUUCUAGUAAUUGUUACGUAGGAAAGGGGGAGGGUGGGGACCCUCCAUUGAAUUCGGCAACAGAACCAGUUUGCGUGUAA
Molecule: messenger RNA, 891 nt
Organism: Lottia gigantea (owl limpet)
Lineage: Eukaryota; Metazoa; Mollusca; Gastropoda; Lottiidae
Exons: 6
Coding region: 1-891 (296 amino acids)
Molecular function (GO): zinc ion binding; metalloendopeptidase activity
Source: RefSeq, a predicted model, not a curated record